Molecule: messenger RNA, 631 nt
Organism: Planococcus citri (citrus mealybug)
Lineage: Eukaryota; Metazoa; Arthropoda; Insecta; Hemiptera; Pseudococcidae
Product: succinate dehydrogenase assembly factor 4, mitochondrial-like
Exons: 2
Coding region: 217-513 (98 amino acids)
Biological process (GO): mitochondrial respiratory chain complex II assembly
Cellular component (GO): mitochondrion
Source: RefSeq, a predicted model, not a curated record
AUCAUUUUAGCUCGUUUCUUAUCAAAAUUCCGAUUUUUUUCGAAAAUAUUCGUGAAAUUCGUGCGCUUUAUAACGUUUCUGCGAUAAUUAAACGUUUAAAAUUGAAUAAAUUUAAACAUUCAGAACGAAGCAUUCAUUCCAAGGUUGUACGUAGUCCAAAACAUCAGGAUCUUCCUCACCCAAAUCUGAACAUCUCGUUCGCGACCUCCUCUCAAAAUGUCUCUACUGUUCAGAAACAUCACACCUAGACUUCUUUAUAACGUAGCUUCGUUGAAAUACUCCUCAAAACCACCUGAUCAAAAGUGUGGCUUCGAAACAGCCAAAAAAAUCCAACAAAAAACUCCAAUAGAUAAAAUAGAAUCACAAAAACCCGAGUCUCACGGAGAAUCGGAUCCGUUACCACCGUGGCCCGACAAUACGAACCCCAAUACGGGCGAAGUAGGAGGUCCUCGAGGUCCAGAACCGACCAGAUUCGGAGACUGGGAACGAAAAGGACGAGUAACGGAUUUCUAAGCCAUUAUCGAUUACGAUGUGAUUGUAAAUAAAAUAAACUUCGGAGUAGACUAAUAAGACCUCUUUUUGUUGUAUAUUAUGUAUACUUUCUAUACAAAUAAAAAUCUUAAAACAACUA